This is a messenger RNA of Phytophthora infestans T30-4, 6051 nucleotides long. RefSeq lists its product as uncharacterized. The transcript has 10 exons. Gene Ontology annotation, cellular component: ciliary basal body; centrosome; centriole. Bases 1 to 6051 code for a protein of 2016 amino acids. The record is from RefSeq and is a predicted model, not a curated record. NCBI's taxonomy places the organism in Eukaryota, Oomycota, Peronosporomycetes, Peronosporales, Peronosporaceae. Gene Ontology annotation, biological process: centriole-centriole cohesion; centriole replication; ciliary basal body organization.
AUGGGUAGCGACGUCGCGGGGCGGCUGGACACGCUGGUGUUCAGGUUGCACCACCCUUUGACCAAGAUACGGUCCCGGGCACUGCACAAUUUGCUUUUCAAACUGCGGGAGCGUUUGGUGCGCUGGCAGGAGCUAGAACCGCUACAGAGCUCGCUGAUCCCGAGUCUCCUGGCUUGUCUCGAGCCACCUCUAGAGCUUGACACUCUGCACGUACUAGAGCUACUGGUGCAAAGCCAGUCGGAGGUGAUUCUGGCCAGUCUGCAGCACUUCGGUGCAGCUCAGAAGCUCCAGCAAGCUGCCAACAAGAAUCUAGAGCUGCAAACCAGCUACGAGAAGGUGGAGCAGUUUAACGCCAAUAGAGUGCUGCCAGAUCGACGACAUGCUCCUAAAGUCGACGUUCUAGAAGCUCAAGGAUGGAAGUUUGCGCAGGUAACACUGACGUCAGUGGACGAUCAGUAUUUGUUUGAGUUCGAGGUGAAGCUUCAGCUGAGGACCGAGACGCGGGACAUCGUGGCAGCGUGUGCGACGUUUAGAAACGAAUUGCUGCGGGAUUUCCCGGCGGAGGUUUUCUUGCAGAGACCGACAGUGCUACAGUAUUUAUUGCAUCUAGUGCAGCAGCCACUUCUGCCCGAAAGUCCGGGAACAUCGAGCGUAGCGAGUGUGGAUGAUGACGUCUUGAUGGAGCGAGCGAUGGAGGUGUCUUUGGGCGUCAACUACUUUGACGACAUGCUGAACGAGACGUUUUCGAACAAACGUGGGAAUUUAUCUGGUGCGGUGGUGAUGGCGAGCGUCAAAGCGAUCGAGUCGUUUUUGUAUGCGUUAAAGCUCUCACAAAGGAUGUGUCUUGAUCCGACGUACGUUGUGCACGCCCCUAAUGUGCAUGUGGAGUUGUUCGACUCGUACGACACACGACGAGUGCUCUAUCCGCGUGCGAGUGUGGAGGUUGAGGAUCACGUGGGUAGACUAAGGGGCGAGAGGAAUGAUCAGCAGGAGCAGUAUUCGCUGAGUGGAGUCAUGUACAGGAUAUUCACAAGUGUUUUACCCUUGAUGCGGUCCGCGAGACACCCACGAUUACACUUGCUAAAUCUCCUAAUAUCGACACUUCCUGACUUACCUGAGAAAGGCUGUGCGGGUAUUGCAGAUACAGGCGUCCAGGAACUGGAUAAAGAGCGGCUUGAGCAGAUUUUAGACAUCCUUAGUGGGAUCUGCAGACCUGUAGCGUCGGAGCAAGCAGGAAUUGCAAUGGUGGACAACGAGCUUGAGCUCACGCAUUCUAUGACAUGGAAACUAGUGGAGCUUGUGCUUCGGUUACUUCGAGUGUAUCCGUCGUCUCGAUAUCACACUGAUAGAAGCGGUGGAAUUGUCGUUCCUAGACUCUUGUGGGAAGCAGUGAAGCUGUGGAUUGCCAAUCCGUUGCUCCCUAAAGUGGCUGCUCAAGAGUGGAAGGAUGAAUCGCUCAUACUAGAUCUGGCAGCAAUUGACCCCACUAUCCCUGCCUUCGUUACGCUAAAGCAGUCCUCCACACAAGAUGCGAAACUAAUUCUUGACUUUGUGGAGGUAGCCAAGGCUCACCGUCACCAAUUAGUAGAUUUUGGUCCAUGGGAAACACCAGUUAUUGUGAAUGUGGAAGCUGCUCUAAAGACUAUUCGAGUCAGAUAUGCCUUUGAUGAGCUGGACUCUGAGGUCAUUGCAGACGCCACACUUCAGGCAAUUUGGUCAGCUCUGACUCCUGACACUGAAAAUGGCACUGGGAGUCUGUCAGAAAGGGAAAUUGAAACCAUUCACUUCAUAUUUUGUGAGCUGCUGAGUAGUGUGGACGAAGAGAAAGCGCCUACGUCGCACGACUCGAUGGUAUUUUACUUUUUCCGUGGUCUAGUUUUGUGUGAACCAAGGUUCCUUACGCUCUUGUUGCUGGUCUUAGCAAGACAAGAAACUGGCGAUCAAGUGAACAGCUCGGCCUUGUGGGUCAUUUUACUUGCAGCUUUGAACCAACUAGCAGGCGUUUCCAGCGACAAACUGGCGCGUCUCCAGCCGGUGAUCCCACUGCUCCAACACUUUGCAUACAUCGAACCGUCGGAGGGAUCUUCACCAGAGCAACGUUCUACCCAGCCACAACUAGCACAAGUCUUGAACCGAGUGGAAACGACCGUCCCAGACCACGCAAGACAUCUCUUAAUGUGUCGGUGUUUGCUACACGAGUCGUCAUACAUCCGCAAGGCUGCAGCUUCUGGGGUUCUCCGGUUGCUGUCUCGAGUUCAUCCGUCGUGUGUUGACUGGAUUUCGAAGCACAAAGACAUACUUGAUGACCCAUUCGGAGGUCGAUUUGACUACGGUGGCAAGAAUGUGAAUCUCGAAGCAACGCUCAUGGAGACUCCUCUGCCUGUUAGUCGUGCAAGUGACUAUCAGCCAAGUGAGAACGAGUUAUCCUCACAGCUGAGUAAGUUAUCUCACUUGUACAAAGUGAUCUCUGGAUCGUCGUCUGGCUUUGAGAGCAUGAAAGAAGCGGCACUUAAAGAGUUGGUCGUGUUCAUUGAAAACGCGUCAGUGGAGAUGUUCACUCUAUUUGAAGAGCUGGACAAGUUUUCGGAUAUUGUGGAUCUUCUUCGUGCAAUUUUCGACAAGGAGGCUGGUCGAGAAGACUCGUCGAUGAUUCUGCAAGCCCUUCUUCUGUUUAGAAUGCUAUUGCUCCGAAGUCGGCUGUUACGUUCUGCCAUACAACAUGAUGACAGCACGAUGGGACGUCUCAUGCCGUUGAUUUUCCAUCCGUCGCCUACUAUUCGAGCGCAGAUGUACUACAUCAUUCUCCUGAUGACAUGCUCAGCUGAAAAUUUUAUUCCCAAUGGAGCACCAGUCGAUUCUUUGAACAUUGACAAGACCACACUCAGCGAAGACGCGAGGAUUCCCGAGAUGAUCAAGUCGACAUUCGGCCUGUACUCCAGUCGGUGGGCACGGUGCUUUAUUGCUACCUGUUCGCUGACACAGCAGCUACAAGCAACUGCUGAACUCUUGGCUCGACGCACCGAUACGUUGUGGCUGCAAGAACUCGACGGGGAGAAUAGUGGCGGAUUCGACUCAUUAUUGAAGGCAGAGUAUGCACUUGCCACCCAGAAACUCCGAGAUGCGCCGUCGCACGGGAAGUGCCUGAAUGCAGUCUAUCAUGUGAUGACGAUUUGCAACGCUUGGCGCUUUGCUCGCGAGCGCUUCAUUGGGGAAUGGGAAGGAGAUUUCGAACGGUAUUUCGCUGUACCACCGAAAAACGAACGAGACGAAGUAAUAGUUGGCGCGCUUGUAAGCACUCUAAGUGUGAUGUUCGGUGCCAUGACCAGAGGAGAACAAUUGCGGGCGCUUGUUGUAGUGAAGCGCAGAGUUCUCCCGCUGCUGAAAAGAUCACAAAGCAAGGCUUUCUCUCUGCAAGUUGCGCGGCUGUUGCUCAACGUUAGCGAGUCCAAAGUUAGCGAUUUGUUCUUGUCCCUAGCUGCUGAUACUGACAUCAUCUCAGCGAUCUGCACCAAGUACUCAGCAAUCUACGCAACAGAGCCUGUUCUUCAUGGUUUGAUGCUGGAGGUUCUGUUACGAUUCGCCCAAGGCAUGGACAAGAAUGCAAGCCCUCGCUUGCCUGAGCCCUCGCGUGACAAGAUCUGCAAGCGCCUUCUGGAGAUGUUGUCGUCGUUGCUUACGGUCGUAUGUCGUCACCGUGUCCCAGGUUCCUUCCUGGAGCGGGACGUCUUCUCUGUUGGAUCUCAAUGCAUGGUGGCCAUCCUACAAACGCUUCCACGAGGGUCUCUUGUAUCUAGCGACAGUCCGCUGCAACAUACUGACAGCAGUAUCCUUCUCGACGGUAGCUGGGCGUCUCGUUUUCUCUUCGACCACGUAGCCCCGAUCCGCGAGCUUGGCUUUCGUGUUGCUGAGCUGGCUACUUCCUGGAGUCCUUCGUCAUCACGAUUGCUGGAGAUGGCGCUCGAAACGUCAACAGAUGACACCGAGUCCGAUGCUGUGCGUGCGGCAGCUUGUACUGCUCUGACUCAAGAGAUUCUUCGGUACCAUGAACGUGCCCCAGAUCGACAAGCUGCCCUGACAGAGAUGUGCCACGGAACCACAUUUGCUGGCAAAGUGCUGCGGUCACUGUCUGACGGCUUGAAAGGCAACAAGCUGCUCGCUCGCACUUCUAGCGCGUUUGCGCGACUGGUUCGAGUACUCUACAUGCAGAGGGAUUGUUUGGCGUCACAUUUUGGAGACAUGCAGAAGGAGUUGCAGACUGCUGAAGAGAAGGAUGACAUCUACCCGCUCCUCAUUCAAGUGCUAUCCCUCCGAGAAUGGAAGCAAAAGGUCGAUCAUUUCAGCUCCUGUUGUAUGCAUUUACCAUCCUGCGACGACCAUGCAUGGAGAUGUUCGCUGCUUCCUGCCAUCUUAGACCUGAUGGCUGAAGUGCUGAAUCUUCUCCAGGCUGUUUGUCGUGACGGUGGUUUCGAUCAAGUGGCAUUCUUCCUGAUGCAUACAACUUUGCAGUAUCAGCUGAUGGAACUCGUACGGGACCUCCAUGCGUCGUUAAACGGCACGUUAUCGGUAGCCACAAGACGUAGGCAUUACGAAGUUCUCGACCUCUGUGCUGGCACACUCAGCAUCCUGUUGAUGCAAGCUUGUGACCAGCAGAGCGAGUACAACGCAGAACAGUUCGGAGCACCGAAAACACCAGGCUUUGGGGCGGAUUUCGUCGAUACGGUGGCAAAGCUGCUAGCACCUGAGCACCCCAUUGAUUUCCGUGUGUCAUUCAUUAGAAUUGUUCCAGCGAUGUCAUUGCUGAUACCUGGAUCUCUCAAGUCUUCUGAUGCUUCUGUCAUCACUGCGUUGUGCUCCGUCGUGUUCGACCUUUAUCAAGAGGUAGCAGAGUUCAGGCCUCUAAAUGCGAGUACUGCCACGUCUAAUUUACAAGGUCGGGUGUUCCCGUUAGCAUCGGUGCGACGUGUUUCAUGUUCCCUUCAAGUGCUGCUCGAGACAAGUCCAAGUCUCCAACCUCUCGUUCGCGUUAAGCGUGGUGUACCCUUUGCAAUGGCUUCCAUUAAAGAAUCAUUCACUGCGAUUCGCAUAGCUGGCGGCUUCGGUGGUAAGCGAGUGCGAAGUUCGAACCCCAGCUCCAAGACGCAGGACACCUAUGUGCUUGACCUCUGCGGACGCAUCCAGACACACAUGGAAGUUGUGAGUUCCAUCAUUGGAGGCGACAAGGAAAGCCAGCAGCUGACAAAGGACGAGGGUCUUCUUAACGCAGUUCUGUCGAAUUGGAGCCUGAUGAAGACGGCUCAUGUGCGUGGGUCUCUGUUGAUGCUACGUGCGCUUCACCUCUUGGUGAAUUAUAUCUACGGAAACGACAGUGCUCGAACUUCGAUGCUGAUCUCGCUGCCUGGAAGAGGGGACAAUGCCCACACUCUUCUGUCCUUGUUGUUCGACCUGGCCAGUACCCGAGGUGACGUGACGUCUUCCCAAAAUCGUGUUUCGAACGAUAGUACCGACGCAGACAUGGCCUUAAGCAACGCUGCCUGCCAAGUGCUGAAGGCAGCUCUACUCCACCCUGAAUGCGUGCAAGGUUGCGUGAAGACAGGGUCGAUGUCUAAGCUGGUUACUUCGCUCCAAGAUCGUCUUCAGCAGGCCAGACAAACCAGCAAAAUGGAUCACCGGGAGAACGAGAAUCUUGCGCACAUGCUGAGCGUCCUCAGCAGCAUCGCUAGUACCGAGAAAGGUGCUCGCGUGCUAUACACCAGCUUGGCCACUGUGCUCUCUCUCGUAAUCGACGAUGUGACGCAUCUGCCCAGUAAGACAAUUCGACGCAGCGGGUGCUUGUUCUUGAGGAAUCUUUGUCUCUCACAAGCCACCAAGAACCAUUUCGCCAUUUGGGAAGAGCUGCUGGAUGAAAUGGUAGCUUUCUGUGUACGUGUGAGUGACUCGGCACACGAGGACUCGAUCUCUCUGGGAUACGUGUCCGUAGCUCUCUGGGCGCUCGUCAAGUGCUGGACGCGCAAACUUCUGGUACGCCAGUCGAAGGCUCCUCGACGGACAUAG